AUGCCUCGGGCCAGUACAACUCCUAGCGCGCGACUUCGCUGCCGGAGAGCUUGCGACAGCUGUAAACGGAGGAAGCAGAAAUGCAACGGAGAACAACCGUGUACGAUCUGCGUCCAGCGGCGCAAAGAAUCAGAAUGCAACUUCUCCGACAUACCGGCGCGCUUGCUGAAGCCGAAUGGCUCCAAAGAAGCCAUGCUUCUGACCGAACACAUGGUGUCCACUCCACAGCGACAGACGGCCAUGGAUUGCUUAUUGAACGCUCUGGAGGAUCAUAGCGCGGACAUGGAACAGCGAACGACAGACGACAAGGAUGGGACGGCACCGGUGCCCAAGGUAGCCAGGCUGCUUCGCGAUGGUCAGGGGAAGUUUAUGUACAUCGGUGACUCUGCGAGCUUGUCCUUCCUACAAAGUGUACGGCGCAUUGUAUCGUUGUCAAUCGGACGCUGCGAGUUCACUGAAGAUACCUCGCGGCAUUCGAUGCUCGAGGCUUUCCAGAAUAGUCCCGCCACUCAAACAGGAGCUUUAGUCCCACCACCAAGCAAUGACGAGGCACAGCGGCUGGCCCGCCAGUACGUCCUUGCUACCAGCCCGUUGAUGGAUCUAUUCGACCUCGAAGAGUUUCAUCCGCGUCUUGCCAGCUGGGUUGGCAACACGACGGGCGAUGAAGACACUGUCAGCUCGACAUUCUACCUUGUUCUCGCCAUUGGAGUUCAAGUGUCCGAGAUCAACCAGGAUCUCGCCGAACAGUACUUUGUCAGUGGGCGCCAACUAGCAUUCUCGGCCAUCACCGAAACCCCCAGCCUUUACACGAUACAAUCCUAUAUCUUGAUCUCAAUGUAUAUGCUUGGUGCUUGCAGGCGCAAUGGCGCCUUCAUGAAUUUGGGGAUUGCGUUACGGGCUGCAUAUGCGGUUGGAAUUCACAGAAAGGAUGCAAAUGCCUUGUUCUGCACUCGGGAGCGACGAGCUCGUGAACGUGUGUGGAAAAGCCUACGGAUGAUGGAUCUAUAUCUCAGCGCUUCUCUUGGAAGGCCCCCAGCGACGUCAGACUUCGAUUUCGACGUACGUGACAGCGCCAUGAGCCCCGGGGAACAACAGCGUCUACAACCCGAAGAACAACUAUCUCAAUGUGUGGUUGCAUUGUGCAGUAUCUUCGAUCAUAUCCUGACAGAAGUCUACAUGAGACGGGUCGUCUCGAUCAAUGUCGCGGAAACGAUUUCUAAUCAGCAUCGCACCUGGGUCCGGAAUCUGCCCCUGUUUCUGAGCGUGCAAACGGAGCGGCUGAAUUCAAAUAACCUAGAGAGUACGUUGGCAGCAGCGCAUAUAUUCAGCUCAUAUUACUGGUCGAUUAUCCUAUUGACUCGGCCCUUUUUCAUCUUCCGCGUGUCUCAAUACGUGAGGAGUAAGAAUGAUACGGUCGCAAGUGCCAGCGACCCGAAAACCAGCACCUCCCGCAUCGCACUGUUCGCCGAUGCGUGCGUCUAUUCUGCGCUCCGCUGCCUCAAUAUCGUCGACGACCUGUCACGGUUCGAGGAUCUACCUCGAAAAUUGCCUUUUCUGAUCAAUUCUGUUUUCAACUCGUCCGUCGUACUUGGGGCAGCAUUCUUUGCUGAAUAUGAUAAUCUUCUUCCCUUGGAAGAGGGAAUGGACAAGGCUGAGAAGUUCUUAGGACUCUUUGUACCACACGAUCCCCAUGCAUGUCGCUUUUAUCAGAUUAUCAAGUACUUAAGAGGCGCGGUGGCUGAGUAUGUCCGUCGUCGGAAUCGCCAAUGGAUGGAACGCCGCAGUAGACAGGUCGAUCAGCUCUUUGGCCAGGUAGGCGUUUCGAACGAAUCUCCAGCGUCCAGUGACAACUUGAGGUACAACCGCGGCGGUGACCAUCCCGCUCCCUCCCCACUGUCACCGGAGAAGCUCGCCGCGGGUUCUUUAUCCGUCCAGGCUCCGGAGCCUACAGUUGCCACAAACUACCCAGGGAAUGAUCUAUGGAAUGCCCUUUGUGGCACCAAUCCCACAGCAGCAUUACCCUACGAUAGUGCUAUUUCGACCCUGACAACCACGGGAAUGCCCAUUGGCUGUUCACCGGGAGGUACCAUCUCGGUUGGUCAGCUGGGGAUACCGUCCGAGGGAGGAGGCCAAACACCCCUGUCGGACGUGAUCUUUCCAGAAAAUGGUCUGCUUUAUAUGGCGGAAGAUCUUCCGGUGUUUGGUCUUUGGGGAGAGACAUGA
Messenger RNA from Aspergillus clavatus NRRL 1, 2223 nucleotides. Its product is annotated as putative C6 transcription factor. Gene Ontology annotation, biological process: DNA-templated transcription; positive regulation of transcription from RNA polymerase II promoter by galactose. Gene Ontology annotation, molecular function: DNA-binding transcription factor activity, RNA polymerase II-specific; zinc ion binding; RNA polymerase II cis-regulatory region sequence-specific DNA binding. NCBI's taxonomy places the organism in Eukaryota, Fungi, Ascomycota, Eurotiomycetes, Eurotiales, Aspergillaceae. Gene Ontology annotation, cellular component: nucleus. Bases 1 to 2223 code for a protein of 740 amino acids. The record is from RefSeq and is a predicted model, not a curated record. The transcript has a single exon.